Messenger RNA from Rhizophagus irregularis DAOM 181602=DAOM 197198, 312 nucleotides. NCBI's taxonomy places the organism in Eukaryota, Fungi, Glomeromycota, Glomeromycetes, Glomerales, Glomeraceae. The record is from RefSeq and is a predicted model, not a curated record.
AUUUCAUUAAGACCAUCAAAAAUUCUUACUGAUUUUGAAAUAGCAGCAAUCAAUGCGUCAAAUGAGGAAUUUCCUGGUGUUAUUAAUAAAGGUUGUCUUUUCCAUUUGGGGCAAAGCGGCUGGAGGAAAAUCCAAGAAUGUGGCUUAGCCGUUCAAUAUGGUUCUGAUGAGCAUUUAAGUCUCAUAUUGCGUUACUUAUUUGCUCUAGCAUUUGUUCCAUCAAGUGAAAUUCCCAUUGCUUUUGAUAUCUUGAAAUCAAGUAUACCACCAGAAGCUAAUGAAAUUGUGCAAUGGUUUGAAGAAAAUUAUGUC